CAUUUGCCUCAAAUUCAGCAGAGAGGAAGAAGACCCCCACCUCCAUAACUUCUAGCAAGUCCUAUCUCUCUUUCUCUUUUGCUAGCUUUGGGAGAGAGAGAGAGGGAGAGGGAGAGAGAGAACAGAAUUAAAGGCGAGAGCUUGGAAAUGUCUGGAGUGUGUGAAGAGACCACUGUUGAUUGGAGAGGGAGACCCUCCAACCCUACCAAACAUGGUGGGAUGAAAGCUGCUACUUUUGUUCUUGGGAUACAAUCGUUUGAGAUAAUGGCCAUAGCUGCUGUUGGGAACAACCUCAUAACAUAUCUGAUCAAUGAGAUGCACUUCUCUUUGUCCAAGUCUGCAAACACUGUGACAAACUUUGUGGGAACUGUCUUUCUCCUCGCGCUCCUUGGCGGCUACCUUUCAGACUCUUAUCUUGGGAGUUUCUGGACCAUGCUCAUCUUUGGUUUUGUCGAACUCUCUGGUUUCAUAUUACUCUCAGUUCAAGCUCAUCUUCCCCAGUUAAAGCCACCACCGUGCAACAUGCUGACUGAUGGAGAACACUGUAAAGAAGCAAAGGGCAUGAAGGCUUUGAUAUUCUUUGUAGCACUAUACUUGGUGGCAUUAGGGAGUGGAUGUGUCAAGCCCAACAUGAUUGCUCAUGGGGCUGACCAAUUCAACCAAGAUAACCCAAAGCAAUUGAAGAAGCUCUCCACCUACUUCAAUGCUGCCUAUUUUGCCUUCUCUGUGGGUGAACUUAUUGCCCUUACAAUUCUUGUGUGGGUUCAAACUCAUUCUGGGAUGGAUAUAGGCUUUGGAGUCUCGGCUGUCGCCAUGGCUAUGGGAUUAAUCAGCUUGGUUUCUGGUACUCUUUAUUAUCGGAACAAGCCCCCUCAAGGCAGCAUCCUCACUCCCAUUGCUCAAGUUUUUGUGGCUGCAUUUUCAAAAAGAAAGCAGGUUUGUCCGUCUAAUAGACAAACACUUCACGGAAGCCAAAGCAAUGCGCCAAAUAACCAUGUUACAUUGUCGUCUGACACUGGCAGUCUCCUUCACACUGAAAAGUUCAGGUUCUUGGACAAGGCUUGCCUGAAAAUCCAAGAUGGGAGGCCUCAUACGAAGGAAAGCCCAUGGAGAUUGUGCAGCGUUACCCAAGUGAAUCAAGUGAAGAUUCUGAUCUCAGUUGUUCCCAUCUUUGCAUGCACCAUUAUUUUCAACACCAUUUUAGCUCAACUCCAAACAUUCUCAGUUCAACAAGGAAGUGCAAUGGACACCCAACUCACCAAAUCCUUCCACAUCCCACCAGCUUCACUUCAAGCCAUCCCAUACAUAAUGCUCAUCUUUGUAGUCCCCCUCUACGACACUUUCUUCGUCCCCUUUGCCAGAAAAAUCACAGGCCACGAAUCCGGCAUCUCCCCUUUACAGCGGAUUGGAUUUGGCCUCUUUGUCGCAACAUUUUCAAUGGUUGCAGCUGCCAUUAUGGAGAAAAAGAGAAGGGAUUCAGAUAAAACAUUAUCCAUUUUUUGGAUCACCCCACAAUUCUUAAUCUUUGGAUUCUCCGAAAUGUUUACAGCUGUAGGCCUCAUCGAGUUCUUUUACAAACAAUCCUUGAAAGGGAUGCAAGCAUUCUUAACAGCCAUGACAUAUUGCUCAUACUCAUUUGGGUUUUUUCUGAGCUCCUUGUUGGUUUCAAUGGUGAACAAGAUCACCUCAAGCUCCUCAAAUGGCGGUUGGCUCCAUGAAAAUGAUCUGAACAAAGACAGGCUAGAUCUUUUCUAUUGGCUGCUGGCAGCCCUCAGCUUCCUCAACUUCCUCAACUAUAUCUUUUGGUCGAGGUGGUAUUCUAGCAAUUCAACCUCAUCAAGCACAUCCCACCUUGAGAUUCAUGCGGAGGACUAUAACCAUUAUAGCUUCAACAAUACCAAAAACGUUGGAGCUGAUGAUAAUAUACCUUAAUUCACAUAUAUCUACACGUUACCUAUAGCAAAAAUUAUGUAAUGGGAUAAGGGGCUCUCUCGAGGCUAAUAGUUUUUGUAUAUAUAAUUAUAAAAAGAAUGCCAUCGAUCUGGUGAGCCUUAGCUUGGAGGCAGAAAUUAAGCUAUAUGCAUGUAUCUCACUCUUUAAGUUUUCU
This is a messenger RNA of Alnus glutinosa, 2107 nucleotides long. Its product is annotated as protein NRT1/ PTR FAMILY 4.3-like. The transcript is spliced from 5 exons. Gene Ontology annotation, cellular component: membrane. Gene Ontology annotation, molecular function: transmembrane transporter activity. NCBI's taxonomy places the organism in Eukaryota, Viridiplantae, Streptophyta, Magnoliopsida, Fagales, Betulaceae. The record is from RefSeq and is a predicted model, not a curated record. Bases 148 to 1932 code for a protein of 594 amino acids. Gene Ontology annotation, biological process: transmembrane transport.